This is a messenger RNA of Caenorhabditis remanei, 1725 nucleotides long. RefSeq lists its product as uncharacterized. Lineage: Eukaryota; Metazoa; Nematoda; Chromadorea; Rhabditida; Rhabditidae. The transcript has 4 exons. The record is from RefSeq and is a predicted model, not a curated record. Gene Ontology annotation, molecular function: RNA polymerase II cis-regulatory region sequence-specific DNA binding. Bases 1 to 1725 code for a protein of 574 amino acids. Gene Ontology annotation, biological process: cell differentiation; regulation of transcription by RNA polymerase II.
AUGAACAUUUCGCUUCAACAGCAUGAUGUUCUCACAAAGUUCUACGAGAAGAAUCCAGUUCCAGAUAGGCAGCAGAGAGAGAGCAUAGCCGAAUCGUAUAAAAUGUCAAAUGUGGAAGUGGAGUCCUGGUUUUCUAAAUGCCAAGUCGUGUGUCCUGAAGAAUUGGGGAAGGAGAUUUUAUUGGAGAUUGCAAAACUGGAGGAAGAGAUGGCAUCCCAUGAGCCGUUCACAGCUCACAAGCAUAAAACUCUCACAAAGUUCUACGAGAAGAAUCCAGUUCCAGAUAGGCAGCAGAGAGAGAGCAUAGCCAAAUCGUAUGGAAUGUCAAAUGUGGAAGUGGAGUCCUGGUUUUCUAAAUGCCGAGUCGUGGGGCCUGAAAAAUUGGGGCAGGAGAUUUUAUUGGAGAUGAUAAAACUGGAGGAAGAGAUGGAAUCCAAUGAGGGGUAUCCAAUGUUCACAGCUCACAAGCAUAAAACUCUCACAAAGUUCUACGAGACAAAUCCGACUCCAGAUUAUGAUCAGAGGGAGAUCAUACGGAAAUCGGUUGAGAUGACAAAUGUAGAAGUGGAUUUGUGGUUUUUCAUGUGCCGUAAGAUGGGUCCUGAUGCAGUGUGGCAGGAGUUUGAAAAAGAGGCGGAGAUUGAGAAGGAGAAGGAUCAAAAGGAGCAACUGGAGACGAUGCUCCAGUCUAAGAAGAAGCUAGAAGAGCAAGAGGAGAAUGGAAAGAAAGAGAACGAGAAGCUGAACAAGAUUAUUGCGCAACAAGCAGAGGAGCUCAAGGAAUCUAAGAAUCUUAUUGCCGAAAAGAAUGCAGAGAUCCAAAAUCUGAUCAAGAAUAGCGUCAAAGAUCAAGUCAAUGGUCAGCAUGACCAAGCUGCCAACCUCACUACCAUGGCCAUUAUUCAACAGUCAAUUCCUGCGAGACUGCUCAAUGUGGAAAAAGAGUUGGCACGAGUUUCCUUGCAGCAGAAGGCUUUUGGGGAGGCGGAGCUUAAAAAAGAGAAUGAGAGGUUAAAGGAACAGAAGAAGGAGUUGGAGGCUAUGCUUCAGUCUAAGAAGAAACUUGAGCAGAAGCUGGAAAACGCAAAGAAAGAGAACGAGGUGCUGAGCAAGAAUAAUGCACAGCAAGCUGCUGAGCUCACGGAGUCUAAGAAUCUUAUUGCCGAAAAGAAUGCAGAGAUCCAAAAUCUGAUCAAGAAUAGCGCCAAAUACGACCAAGCUGAAGAGAAAAUUGCAUCCCAAGCUGCCGAAAUCCAACAACUAAAGUCCUGGAUCACCAACCUGACCACCAUGUCUCAUGUCCAAUCAGAUCCUGUUAGACUGCUCAAUAUGGAGAAUGAGAUGGCACGAGUUUCCUUGCAGCUGAAUGCUUUUGAGGAGGCGGAGCUUAAGAAGGAGAUUCAGAGGUUGAAGGAACAGAAGGAGCAGUUGGAGAUGAUGCUCCAGUCUAAGAAGAAACUCGAGGAGCAGGUCAAAGAGGCUUACAAGAUGAUCGCAGAGCUGGGCUUGUAUCUGAAGGAAGUGAACGAUAAAGUUGAGACAAUGACCAAAAGAAACCAAGAGCAAUCGGUGGAGCUCGAGGAGCAAGUGAAGAAUGGAAAGAAAGAGAAGAAGCUGAGCAAGAUUAUUGCACAGCAAGCAGCGGGGCUUAAAAAUAGCGUCAAGGAUACAGUCAAUGCACUGCAGGAGCAACUCGCAAAGCUGGUGAACGAAAUUACUCUUUGA